GGAGAUUUCAUGGGAAAUGGUUGGCAUUCUUUCUUUGAAAUGACUUGGAACAGGGAGAGGAGGGUGAAGAGAGAGAGAUCCACAUUGCUCAGCCAGUCAAGGAGAAAGGCCGAGAGAGAGAAAACGGCCCCAAACCCAGAGCAGCCCUGGCGCUGGCUUGGAAUUCCUGGACCCCGGCAGCAUGGUGUUGAGGCCGGUCACUUUGGGGAUUUCUCUCCAGAUUUUCCUCUCCCUCGUGUUGGCUCAGACGGAUUUUCUUGACUGCCUCUUGCCCAUUUCAGAAGCCCUUCCCGGCUUAGAAGAGAAGAAACGAGGUAAUCAGAAAGGAUGCUGCCUCGUGAUCCCUCCUCCUCCACCAAUGUUUCCACUGCCAUUUUUCAGAGGGGGCCGGACUUCUCUUCUCUCCCCAGAUAUGCCAGACUUCUUUCUAGAGUUACAGACAACCCAGUCUCCGUGUGUUCAAGAAUCUCUUGGCCCCCCUGGGCUUCCAGGCCCCCAGGGUCCCCCAGGGACUCCUGGAGUGAGAGGACCCAAAGGGGAGAAAGGGGAGCUCGGCCGGCCAGGGAGAAAGGGGAGACCCGGCCCUCCAGGAGCCCCCGGAAUGCCUGGGCCUGUGGGCUGGCCAGGCCCUACUGGAUCUCAGGGUGAAAAAGGUGAUUUGGGCUUGAUGGGAUUACCAGGUACAAGAGGACCUGUGGGCUCCCAGGGUCACCCCGGCAUCAGAGGGGAAAAGGGCUCCAAAGGUGACCAGGGCAUCCUGGGCCCCAAAGGAGAAAAGGGUUUUCCGGGCCUUCCUGGGAUGCUGGGACAGAAAGGAGAAAUGGGUCCAAAGGGAGAGCCUGGUACGUCAGGACCCAGGGGACCUACAGGAAGACCAGGAAAACGAGGCAAGCAAGGACCGAAGGGCGACUCUGGAGUGACAGGUCCACCUGGCCGGCCCGGACCUCCUGGCAAACCUGGGCCCCCAGGAGAACCAGCUUCAGAACAAUCUAUAAUUGGACCCAAAGGGGAAAAAGGACCUCCUGGACCUCCGGGGAGAUGUCUCUGUCGCUCCUCCGUGAAUGUGAAUAGCCCGUCCUAUGAGGAAUAUGAGCACGGACCGAACUACCCCCGAGUGCCCGUGAUUUUUGUGGUGAACAAUAGGGAGGAGCUGGAGCGUCUGAACACCCGAAACGCCAUCGCUUUUCGCAAAGACCAGCGAGCUCUCUAUUUCAAGGACAAUGUUGGUUGGCUCCCCAUCCAGCUUACCCCUUUCUAUCCUGUGGAUUACCCUGUAGACGAAGGCAGCUCUUGUGGAGACGGAGUCCUACAGCCCGGGGAAGAGUGUGAUGAUGGCAACAACAUGGUGGCUGACGACUGCAUCAGAUGUCAUCGAGCGUAUUGUGGCGACGGCUAUCGGCACGAAGGUGUGGAAGACUGUGACGGAAGGGACUUUGGCUAUCUGACUUGCGAGACCUAUCUCCCCGGGUCUUAUGGGGAAUUGAAAUGCACUUCCCACUGUUAUAUUGACUCCACACCAUGUCGCUAUUUCACAUGAAGGGAUGCAGGGUGUGGAAUGGACAGCAGCUGCUAAAAUGCUAUUUCAGACUGGCAUAGAAAUGCCAAAUUCUGCAUGAAGAAAACAAAAACCAACCAUCUUGCUGCUGACAGCUAUCGGAGACGUACGUUUCAUUAGUUCCGACUGGAAGAAAAAUGGACCACUGUAUCCUUGUCUUAAUCCAAAACGUAGAAGGCAUCUCACGGCUCCCUUUGGGAGCUGGCCUGCUGCCCCACCGUCAAGGCAAUUCUGCCGGAAAACAGCCACCCAUCUCCAUCCUCCAGAAAACGAGCCGAGGAGACAGGGACGCCUCAGCGGAGCACUCUCCAUCCACAGGCUUCGGGGUGCUUCUGAAUUGAGUUUUGAUCUGCAGCUUUCAGUCGUCUCUUGGCGUGGUGGUCGUGACAAGACUCUUCCCUCCUCCCCUGACCUUGGGCCACGUCAGGACCACACGACAGGGCAGACUUGGGCGACACGGAGCACCGACGGCUCCUGGGCCGUCAUGGAGGACUCUUGGCUACUGGUCAGCUCUCGGGUGAGAGACUACGGAGGGCAUGCGGCCAUCCUCCUUGGGGAGAAGCUGAUUCAACCCCAGACCGAGCAGCCACUGGCUCCCUCAGACUUCAGAGCCAGCUUCAAAAAAAACAUGAAACAUCGGUUCCAUUUUGACUUCCAUGAGAACAAAGGCUUACUGAGACCUCUCUGGACUAGCUGGGAAACCUCUCCUAGGGCCUGUUUCUGCAUCCCAGCCUUCCUUGUCUCUCUGGUGGUUCCAUUUCUCUGGGCUGAGCUUCGUCCCCUAAUCCCGGUGACCACCCCUCCACACCAUUCUCUUGUAUAGUUCCCAGCCAGUUUUCCCACCAUCUCCUCCGUCCUUCAGAAAACCCCAUCCUUAUUGUGUGAAACUGUCUCUGUGCUUCUCCGCUUUCUCUAGUGAGUCGUGGCGCUUCUCCGGGGGCAGGAAUCACGGGCGGGUCUUAGUGCUGCGUCUGCAGAGGGGAGCGCCCAGUUUCUCCACUCGCGAGUCCGUUAGGCCUGUGAAUUGUCGGGCUGGCAGGGCCUUGUGUUCUGUCUCGUGAAGAAGCCACAAACGUUCUGAUCUCUGUCCCCGCAGCAUUAGCGAUAGUGGUCUCUGCUCGCUAAAACUACCAAGUGGCUUGUUGUGUGCAGGAUGUUCUGUGUUUUUCAUACAAACCCAUCCAGACAGGGCAGGGAAGGUGCAUGUCUAUGGGCUGCAGGGGUGAGCUGCCGGUGCAAUGGGUGUCCCAGUUUACGAUGUGGAUUCCAAAUGAAGGCGUGUCUCCUUCGUGCACUGAUGAGCACGGCUUAGACUCAGUCUCUCCAAGACUGGAUGCAGGUGAGAACGUCUCCGACUGGUGUCAACCACCAGAACACUACCCUUUCAUCAGGUGGGGAGGAACCACUGCUCUGUGCCCGACAUGGGAUUCACAAGGAAUAAAGGCAGUUCAUUCACUCCCGGUGACUGGCUUUUGCAUAGUGGUUUGUUCAGUGUGGCUAAACACUGCUGGACAGGUGGUGAGUGACAGUUUGGGUUUAAAUCUCUUACUAAUCCUCUAUGAUGGCACAAGUUGACUCCUAUUAUCUUAAGUGGGGUAAUUUGAAAUUUUUUGAAGGAGAAAAAAAAGGAUUUUGGUUUUUUUAAAUUUAGCUAGCAUGGAGCACUUUGGCGGGAGACAGAGGUGGCCAGAGCAAAGCUUGGGGCAUGGGGAGUGGUUGGGAGUGAGUUAAGUAAUCCUGUGUGUCAGUUUGGGGGACGCAGUAAACAUGCUGACCCUGAAGGCUUCCACUUCUAACAUCCUUUGCCUCUGUCUGUGACUGCUGUCCAAUCCUUGAUACGCCUUUCUACGUAGUGAUGAAGACAUCUUCUUAAAUGCUCACAAACAGGACCUGCGUGCUCAGAAAUUGUGGGCGGGUCGGUGGAGAUUUUGUAAAAUCACGAUUUAAUGGCUCAUCCAUGUUUGUGCUAUCUUUGUGGACAGAGAAUGAACCAGAGGAGGCAUGUUCUGUUGGAUAGCUCCUUUAGGGAGAGAUGGAUAGAUGAAAAUGUUCACACCACACACCUCGCAGGGCUCCUUUGUCUAUAACCAUUGUCUACUACCAUGGGUUUUUGUGCCCCAUAAAAUAGCUUCUGCUGCUAACUGUGUUGCUGCCACAGGGGCUCUUGGGCAUGUGCUUAUUCCUGGAUGUGCCAUCUCUGCACAGGAAGAUCCCUGGGGGUCCAUCUUCUCGUCCUUCUGAGGGCUUUUCUUCCAUGUCGCUAAAGCAAAGGAGGUUCUCCUGGGAGGAUAUUUUUUUGAGAGCUGAAGUGUACAGCAUACAGACAUGUCCUUCCUGUUACACAUGCUUUUCCUUUUUAGCCCUGUAAUCUUAAAAUACACAUUUAAUAUAUCAACCAUAUAGACUUGGAACUGACCAAAUUGCACAAUGUACACACAAUAAAAUUCUUCUAUGUCAGAUAAUAGCAAGUUUUUGUUCUUUUGGGCUAUUCUAUGUUUGUUAUAAAAUUACAGAUUUAUAAUUAGGUUCCGUCUUGUGAAGUCCUUUUUUUUCCUCCUUAAAAAUAAAUACUUUAAGGUUUCCUUUGUUGUAAUAGAUAAAACAAGAGUCAAUAAUAUCUGAGUUCAAAUGCAUGCCCACGGGCAAAGCAAUUAACCCCUAACUUGAAAUUUCUUUUUUUGUAAAGUAGAAAAAAUAAUAGUGAUAGUCCCUACCUCCAGCAUUGCUAGAACACUCAUGUGAGAGUGAACACAAAAGCACUUUGUCCACUUGAACUUGCUAUAGAAAUGUUGAGCUCAUUGUUUCCUUCUAACAAUCCUGUGAGGUAGGUGGUGUGAACAUUAUUACCACAUUUACCCUAUUAGAAAGAAUGGGCCCAUAGAGCAGAAACUUCUUGGACACAGACGGAAUCCCUGUCUCCUAUUUCCAAACCCAACGCUCUUCAAGCUGUUGUUCAGAACCCAAACAUGCAGGUUAGUCAAGAUUUUGGUGUGAAAUGGAAUCAGGAGAUUGGGGAGUAGGAAUGGAGAUAAAUCAUAUUCAUCCUUGCAGUCUCUUACCAUGUGAAUUUUAGUACCAGAAUGUAGAAAAUGUCUCUUGGGGUUUUUGUUUGUCCAGAUGUAUCAAAGCUUGUUAAAUAAGCUAAUCUCUCAUAAUCUUUUGGGUCUUGUCUUUCCUUUUUCAUUAAUUUGACAGAUGUGAAUAUUUUCAUUUAUAAAGAACAGCAAAAAAUUGUAUAUGAAACUUAAUUUCAAUCACAUUUGUUUCUUUUUAAAAAUUAUACAUUAAAUUUAACAUGAUAUCAA
Molecule: messenger RNA, 4860 nt
Organism: Antechinus flavipes (yellow-footed antechinus)
Lineage: Eukaryota; Metazoa; Chordata; Mammalia; Dasyuromorphia; Dasyuridae
Gene: COLQ
Product: collagen like tail subunit of asymmetric acetylcholinesterase
Exons: 17
Coding region: 182-1537 (451 amino acids)
Molecular function (GO): heparin binding
Source: RefSeq, a predicted model, not a curated record